Molecule: messenger RNA, 975 nt
Organism: Guillardia theta CCMP2712
Lineage: Eukaryota; Cryptophyceae; Pyrenomonadales; Geminigeraceae
Exons: 15
Coding region: 1-975 (324 amino acids)
Biological process (GO): lipoate biosynthetic process
Cellular component (GO): mitochondrion
Molecular function (GO): lipoate synthase activity; 4 iron, 4 sulfur cluster binding
Source: RefSeq, a predicted model, not a curated record
AUGGACUUUGUGGCUGGCAGCUCGAGCCAGCAGCGUGAGGAAGUGGCAGCCGAGACUGGAGCAGCAGUGAAGAACAGAGAGGAAGAGAUGCAUCGAAGCGUGUUGGGACAGCUGAAGCCGGAUUACGUCAAGGUCAAGGAAUCUCUCAAGGGUCUCAAUCUCACGACGGUGUGUGAAGAGGCCAAGUGCCCCAACAUCGGUGAGUGUUGGGGGGGACUGGAGGGAACUGCGACGGCAACGAUCAUGCUGAUGGGCGAUACCUGCACCCGUGGCUGCAAGUUCUGUCACAUCAAGACUUCACGCGCCCCUCCCCCGGUCGACGAGGACGAACCUCGAAAGGUUGCUGAGGCCAUCAGCAAGUGGGGGCUUGACUACGUUGUUCUCACGUCAGUGGACAGAGAUGAUAUGCCUGAUGGAGGUGCUGGCCAUUUCGCUCGAACCAUUUCCACGUUGAAAGAUCUCAACUCGAAAGUGAAGAUUGAGGCGCUGGUGAGCGACUUUCAAGGAAACGAGGCGUGUGUCAAGACUGUCGUUGAUUCGGGUCUCGAUGUGUAUGCGCACAACAUCGAGACAGUAGAGAGACUGCAGGGAAGGGUUCGCGAUCAUAGAGCGGGCUACAAGCAGAGCCUCAAGACGCUGGAAUACGCGAAGAGCCUCCGGCAAGACCUGGUCACCAAGAGCAGCAUCAUGCUCGGAGUUGGCGAGAAGGAUGAAGAAGUCUUUCAGGCCAUGCGUGACCUCAGGUCUGUUGGAGUCGAGAUUCUGACCUUCGGACAAUACUUGAGGCCCUCGCGAAGGCACAUGAGGGUGUACGAGUAUGUUCCCAUGGACAAGUACGACUACUGGAAGAGGGAGGGGGAGGCCCUCGGCUUCGCCUUUGUUGCCAGUGGCCCGCUGGUUCGAUCCUCCUACAAAGCCGGUGAAUUCUUCAUCAGUGCGAUGCUCAACGAGCGGAGAAAGGCUGCUGCGGCAUAA